GCCAUGGCCGGCGUGGCGGGGCGCUUGCCCCAGGGUGCUGCUGGUGCGGCAGCCAGUCCAGGCGCCAAGUCCGCCGCGAAGACGGCCGCCAAGCCUGCGGCCAAGCCUGCGGCCAAAGCUUCGGCAUCGCCUGAGGCCUUGCAAACGGCUGGCCGGAUGUCCCCACUGCCCCAAGAGGACCCUGCGGCGCAGUCUGCGUUCAGGUUCAACGUCUUGGAGCAAGAUGAUCCCUUCGAGCGUUUCGUCAAGCAACAGCUGGCACUUCUGGACGAUGAGUUGCGGGGCAUCCAAGACCUGGAGCCGUUUCUGGUGCAGGAGCAGCUUGCGGCUCUGGAGGCGCAGCUGCGAUCGAAGCGCAAAGACUGGACGACACAGGAGUCCAUCGUCACUGCGGGGCCCACGCCACGCAGUCGCCAGAGGCCGGAGGGUCUCCGCGACUCUCCCCGAACACUGCAGCGGCAAGGGCGGCAGGUGCCGCCCAGCCUGCCGAGGGAGCUGCAGGGUGCCGGUGCACCUGCUGCAGCCCUCAUCCCGGUGAGCAGCGAAGGGGAAGCCCUUCGGAGCCAAGCAUUGGAGCGUCGCGUGCAUAGACUCAUUGAGAAGCGCCGCGCCCGCGAACAGCAGCUGGAGCUGCAGCAAGCGCCGCCGGCGCUGGAGAGUCCCCGCAGCCCCGUGACCGCCGUGGGCGGUGGCACGGCGGGCGCCAUGCGACAGGCCCAUGCCGCCUGGGCCGAGGCCGCGUCGCAGCGCAGUGGCGGCAGUCCGUUGCCGCGGACAGGAGCACCCCAGCUCAGCACCUUUCCGGCGGCGUUUCCGACGUUUCCGGCCGCUGGCGAAGCGACAUUGCACCGUCCUGAAGCCAUGCAGUAUCCACUGGAUUCUGCUGCUGUGGUGAGCGGCCGCACCUGGAGCCCCGGCCACGCACGGCCACCAGCCGUUGCCAACGACCGGUUGGAUCCCGUGACGAAACGCGAGUGGAUUGGUGGACCAGGUGGUGCUGUCAGCAGCGCCGGGGCGGGUGCCCCGGGUGCCCCGCGGCCGCUUGCAGACACCGCGACAAUACCUGGCAGCAGUUCCACCCCUCGCUAUAGCCCACAGGCCCGUGUUCCAGACCAGGACACCUCGCCCACCUCGCCGCCCUCGCGGAAAAACGCCGCGCCGCUUGAAGCACCGGCAUCACGGCGUAGGAGAAAUCGCUCUGGAAGCCCCACUCCUCCGCCGAAAGCGGCGCCGCAGCUGACUUCGGAAGAUGUGGGAACCAUGGACGUGGAGCGGAUCCGACAACAACUCAAACCGGGCCUGGGGACGGUCCUGCAGGAGGCCUUCAAGCCGCGCGGCCGCACCUCGCGGCGCUCCACGGGCGCCCUUCCAGCGCCAAACGACUCUGGCGACCUGUUGGCCAAUGCGGCGGAGUUACUCCUGAGGAAAAAACAAGAAGCCAAAGAAGCAGAGCAAUCCAGCACCCCUCCAGCCACCGAUUCCCUGCUCUAUGACGUUUCUGUGAAGCUGCGCGAGCAUGCUGCCCAGGUGGCGCAGGAGGAGGCACGGCCUGCCGUGCAGGAGCCGCGCCGUGAGCCGAUAUGA
Cladocopium goreaui is the source of this 1584-nucleotide messenger RNA. NCBI's taxonomy places the organism in Eukaryota, Dinophyceae, Suessiales, Symbiodiniaceae. The record is from the annotation of a GenBank genome assembly.